UUCUUGUCGUGGGAAUUCAAAGUGCAGUAUAAGAAAAUUUCAGCAAGUAGAAAGAUCUCGAGGAAAUUAACUCUUGCAUUUCCCAUGGAUAUCUCAACGUUCCUUCUUCUUUUUCUCCUGCAAACUCCUCUAUCUUCAUCUAAAGCGCUUGACAUUCUCAAAGGCUCAUCUCUAUCUGUCGGGAAACCAAGCGACAACUUAGUUUCAGCGAGUGGUGAAUUCUCUGCAGGGUUUUUCCCCGUUGGGGAUAACGCUUUCUGCUUUUCCAUAUGGUUAACAAUAUCCUCGGUUCCCACAGUCGUUUGGAUGGCAAACCGAGACGAUCCUGUUGAAAGAGGUUCGGCAAUCUCACUUUCGAAAGAUGGCAAGCUUAUCCUCAGAAACUCUGUUGGUAACAUCAUUUGGACCACUAAAACGGCAGCCUUGACCACAUCACGGACCUCCCAAUUGCAGCUACAGCUCCUAAACACAGGCAAUCUCGUUCUUCAUUAUAACUCUCAUAAUGUUGUCAUCUGGCAAAGCUUUGAUUCACCUACAGAUACUCUUCUCCCUCGACAAACACUAACCUCGCUUUCAAGCCUAGUGUCAAAGUCACGCCAAGGUGACUAUUCUUCUGGCUACUACAAACUCUCUUUCGACAAUGAUAAUGUCCUCCGCCUGCUUUUCCAAGAUCCGACGAUAUCCAGUCUCUACUGGCCCGAUCCAUCCUUUACUGACCCUGCAGAAAACGAAAGGUCUAGGUACAACAAUAGUAGAGCUGCGGUACUAGACGCGUCGGGCUAUUUCUGGUCAUCUGACAUGUUUGAAUUCCGAGCAACAGAUUUUCCUCUGGUAUUGCACAGACGACUGACUCUUGAUACUGAUGGCAACCUGCGAUUAUACAGCCUGCAAAAGAUGAAUGAGACUAGGGAUUGGGUUGUAACAUGGCAAGCAUUCUCGGAUCCAUGCAGGAUUCAUGGAAUCUGUGGACCCAAUAGUCUGUGUAGUUAUAAUCAUGCUUCUGGUCGGAGCUGCAAUUGCCUGCGAGGAUUCAAGAUGAAAGAUCCGACUGACUGGUCUUAUGGGUGUAUACCAGAAUUCAAUCUUACUUGCAAUCAAAGUGAUGAGUCUAGCUUUGUCCAACUUGCUCAUGUCGAGUUCUACGGUUCUGAUUCAGACUUCCUACGUAAUGUUACCUUACAAACCUGCCAAAAAGAAUGCCUGAAACGGUGUAAUUGCAAAGGUUUCCAAUUUAAAUUUAGCACAGAUCAUGAGGAUGGUGCGGGUGCCAAUGAUUGUUACCCCAAGUUUCUUCUAGCCAACGGACGACGUUCACCCGGUUUCGAAGGAGAUUUGUAUCUAAGGCUACCCAAAGCUGGUCUUGUUUAUAACAAGACGACUGAUAAAGAACAAAGGUUAGAAUGUUUAUACAAACCAGUUACGCAACAAAGAAAAACUUACGAAAAUCAGACGGUGAAGCUUUUGCUUUGGUUUGCCACUAUCUUGGGUGGUGUAGAGGUUACUUGCAUUUUCCUAGUGUUUGUUUUCUUGUCAAGGACUAGUAAAAAUUCUGAUCCAGCUGCACAAGAAUACCUCCUGACAACUAGAUUCAAAAGAUUCACCUUCUCUGAGCUGAAAAGGGCGACGCAGGGUUUCAGGGAACUGAUUGGACAAGGAGCAGGAGGGGCAGUAUACAAAGGAGUACUACCUGAUCAGCGGGUAGCUGCAAUCAAGCGCCUCAACGAUGCCACCCAAGGAGAAGCAGAGUUCCUAGCAGAAGUAAACACCGUUGGGAGGCUUAAUCACAUGAACUUGAUCGAGAUCUGGGGAUACUGUGCAGAGGGGAAGCACCGGCUUCUAGUGUACGAGUACAUGGAGCUUGGAUCCUUGGCGAAAAUUCUUAGUUCAAAUACACUUGAUUGGGAAAAAAGGUUUGAAAUUGUAGUGGGCACAGCGAAAGGCCUAGCUUAUUUGCAUGAAGAGUGCCUAGAAUGGGUAUUACAUUGCGAUGUGAAGCCUCAGAACAUACUCCUGGACUCAAACUAUCAACCAAAGAUAGCAGAUUUUGGCCUGUCUAAACUACGAAAUAGAGGUGAGGUUGAUGGUUCAAGCUUCUCUAAGAUGAGAGGAACCAGAGGUUACAUGGCUCCUGAAUGGGUUUACAAUCUUCCCAUCACUUCUAAAGUGGAUGUCUAUAGUUAUGGAGUCGUUGUGUUGGAAAUGGUUACUGGAAACAGCCCCUCAGGCAUGCAUAACUCUGAAUGCAGAGGAGCGAGAAAGUAUAGGAGGCGAGUCACGUUACUGAGGGAGGAAAUCAUGAAUAAAAUUGCUGCUUCAAGGGAGUCGUUGAUUGAAGAAAUCGUAGAACCCAGCAUGGAUGGAAACUAUGACAUGGCUACGUUGGAACUUCUGGUUAAAGUCGCUUUACAGUGCGUGGCCGAAGACAAGGAUGAUAGACCCACCAUGAAGCAGGUUGUAGAGAUGCUUCUGUCGCACAAGGUUGAUUAAUUUCGUAAAGUUUAGAUCAUGUAACCCUUUUUUUUUUUUUUUAAUGUUUGAUGAAGGACAGAUGUUCCUGGACCGUAGUAGAUUGUUGAAGAUUAGACGCUGUAAUCCAUCUGGUUCGCUCAGAUCCAGCUCUUCAUAAGAUUUAUGAGUUUUAGAAAUUAAAUGUAAGCAUGUUAUUUA
Carya illinoinensis is the source of this 2667-nucleotide messenger RNA. Its product is annotated as putative receptor protein kinase ZmPK1. Gene Ontology annotation, molecular function: protein serine/threonine kinase activity; ATP binding. Gene Ontology annotation, biological process: recognition of pollen; protein phosphorylation. The transcript has a single exon. Lineage: Eukaryota; Viridiplantae; Streptophyta; Magnoliopsida; Fagales; Juglandaceae. The record is from RefSeq and is a predicted model, not a curated record. Bases 85 to 2487 code for a protein of 800 amino acids.